AUGUCCCGCUGGCUCGACACUUUUGACGUGGACGCCAGCGAUGUCGGUGAAGUCGGAGCUCCAUUCUCUGACUUUGUCGUUUAUAUGGUCGCGCAUAGCUGGAUUGGUGAUUGCUUCAAGUGUUGGCCGAUGCCAGGUCACUUGAGCUGGCGUUCCAAGGGGCUUAGCCGCUCGCUGACUUGGCUCUCCAUUAUCUGCGCGCGUAUGAAGAGUGGCGCGAAUGGCGUCGUUUUGGUCCAAGCUUCGAGAAUGGACGAGCUGCGCAAAGAGACAUCUACUUGAGUGCGCAGAUGGAACGAUACGGGGCACCAACACUCACGCCCUGCGGCUUCGACCAAGCUGCCGACGUACCCAAAGGAUGA
Messenger RNA from Ceraceosorus bombacis, 362 nucleotides. NCBI's taxonomy places the organism in Eukaryota, Fungi, Basidiomycota, Exobasidiomycetes, Ceraceosorales, Ceraceosoraceae. The record is from the annotation of a GenBank genome assembly.